Molecule: messenger RNA, 1011 nt
Organism: Aaosphaeria arxii CBS 175.79
Lineage: Eukaryota; Fungi; Ascomycota; Dothideomycetes; Pleosporales
Exons: 1
Coding region: 1-1011 (336 amino acids)
Source: RefSeq, a predicted model, not a curated record
AUGUCGCCUGUUGUUGGCCGCCGGAUUUUCAAACAAAUGACUGUUGCUUUAGGUGUUUGGAACCGCAUUGCAAAAAUGGGCCAUGGCUAUCAAGUGCUCGACGUUUCCAAGAACACCCCCAGCGCCUUCGACUUGGAGCGGAUGCUCCCAGAAAUCCAUUAUCCACCUCCUGUCGAGUGUCUGCUGUCUGUAGCGCCUUCUAACCGCAACUCCCGUUACUACAAGACCAAAGACACAUCAGCACAGUCGAUGCUACAGCGGCUUGAUAUCCCCUUCGAAUACGUGGACAAGACGAGCCGGCGUGAGCGAGUCGCAAGGAGUCCUGCACAUACUACGUACCACGUCAAGGUGGAUCAAAGGAUGGCCGAGUUCUACGGCGCAGAGAGAUCGAUCCCUGGAUUCCUGGAGCCUCGCCUCCAGCGCGGCGCUCUCAUGACCAACAAGUGCGAUUUCGCUGUCUACACCCUCAAGCCGCUUGUAUCCCAACUCGUGCGCCACAUCGAUCCCGGCACAACAGUGAAGUGGCUCACCACCAUACCCCAGCCACGAGUUGUAUUCCAGUUUCCCGGCAAUCAGGCGGCAUUGCACUCAGUGCUCCUCAUUACGACAGCGCUCGGAGAAAGAUACGUGCUGGAUCCCACUGGCGAGCAGUUCGGAAUCCCACAGACUCAUCUCUUCACUCCGUUCUGGUAUUACGAGAGCGAGUACAUUGCGGAGAGGGAGUACUGGUCGCCCGAUAGCCUUGAGCGCUCACACGUCCGUGUAUUAUACCCUCCGCUGAAGGAGCAGGCCUUCGAGGCCUACAUGGACUUGCCAGGCUUCAUCUUCUGGAAGGCGGCUCGCGAGCAGGCUGAGGAGACGGGGCGUUUGUGGACGGAGGAUGGAUACCGAUUCGACCUGCCGGAGGUGUCAGAGCAGAACUUGAGAAGGAGACUCGUUGGUGUCCAUCUCGAGAGGCCGUGGGCGCCGUUGUGGUGGGAAAGAUUGCGUACAUGGUGGGGUGGGAAGUAG